Coccinella septempunctata (seven-spotted ladybird) is the source of this 5199-nucleotide messenger RNA. RefSeq names its product protein hu-li tai shao (gene hts). The transcript is spliced from 8 exons. Bases 378 to 4835 code for a protein of 1485 amino acids. Gene Ontology annotation, molecular function: actin filament binding. The record is from RefSeq and is a predicted model, not a curated record. Gene Ontology annotation, cellular component: cytoskeleton; plasma membrane; postsynaptic density. Lineage: Eukaryota; Metazoa; Arthropoda; Insecta; Coleoptera; Coccinellidae.
GGAUUGUGCGCUUGCGCAACCGGUAUGAAAUAAGUGCUAUGCUUGUAAAAGAAAAACCAUUGGGAUCGGGAUUUGGAAUAGGAAUAAUUGGUUGUGUUUACUUUAUACGGAAGAGUGGGACAAAACAAGAAUUGUACCUUUCAGGAAUUGUCAAAUAACCAUUGUUUCAGAUAUCCUGGAAGAUAUUUUCCGGUGUUGUAAACGGCCGCCAAAAUACGACCAAUCGAUGAUGCGUAUGCCCGAUCUCGCAGAGUCGAAACGAAUUGACUUUUAGUAGUUGUAGUGUCAUUUUGUGCGAGAAGGGAUUUUGGAGAAUAUUUGUGUUGAUACAAAUAAAAGGGAAAGUGUUGGAUUAACCGGAGUGACAAAGAUAAACGAUGACGGAUACAGUGCAGGCGGUCGAUCCGCCUCAGACCAACGGCAUAGACACGUUCGACGAAGACGAAAGGACCAAAAACAGACCGGCAGACAUCGAUGCAGACGUCAAGGAGAUGGAGAGGCGAAAGAGGGUGGAGAACAUAAUGAACAGCAAAAUGUUCCGCGAAGAACUCGAAAGGAUAAUCGAGACACAAAUGAGCGAAGGCACGGGGACCAACAGCCUGAUGCAACAGAUAUCGGACAUGAUGGGCGUGAAUAAGCAGGCAGGAGGCAACUUCUACAAGAGCUCAAGCUGCGUCCUGCCCAUCAACGACAUCAGGGGGGUCGAGGCGAUGAGUUACGGCAAGGGCGAGAAAAUACUGAGGUGUAAACUGGCCGCCGUGUACAGAUUGAUCGAUUUGUGCGGCUGGAACCAAGGCAUCUCCAGUCUCAUAACUGCCAGGUUGAACCAAGACGAAGAACAGUUCUUGGUCAACCCUUACGGAAUGCUCUACCACGAAAUUACUGCCUCUAGUUUGAUUAAGGUAGAUAUGCAAGCCAACGUGGUCGAACAGGGCACCACGAACUUCUCCGUCAAUAUAUCAUCGUUUUCCUUACAUGGUGCUAUUCACGCCGCAAGGCCCGACAUCAAGUGUAUCAUCCACAUCCACACUCCUUCGGUUGUAGCUAUCUCCGCCACCAAACAAGGAAUUUUGCCAAUUAGUCAAGAGUCCGUAGUAAUCGGAGAAGUGAGCACCCACCCGUUCCUUGGGGGCCUACUUGAUCCCGAGGAAAAAGACAAGCUAGCCAGAAAUCUAGGACCUAACAACAAAGUUCUUCUAUUGACGAACCAGGGGGUUCUGUGUUGCGGCGAGACGAUAGAAGAAGCUUUCUUCAACGCCCGAAAUACCGUCCUCGCUUGCGAAGCUCAACUGAAAGUCUUACCGAUCGGACUGGAUAAUAUAAUGCUCCUCAACGAGGAGACCAGAAAGAGGAUCUACGAGGCGGCGCAUAAGGCCCCCGAGAGCACGCCGAGACCGGACAAACCUACGAUACUGGAGGGUAAGGUGGAGAGGAAGUGGAGAGUGGGAGGGGUGGAGUUCGAAGGGUUGAUGAGGAUGUUGGACAAUGUCGGUUUCCGAACUGGCUACAUAUACAGACAUCCCUUGGUCAAGGGUGAAGUACCGAAACCUAAGAACGACGUCGAGGUUCCACCGGCUGUUUCAUCGCUAGGAUACCUGUUGGAAGAGGAAGAACUCUAUAAAAAAGGACUAUGGAGAAAUCUAGGCGAAGGAAAGAAGGGACAACAUCGAAGCAGGUGGUUGAACUCUCCCAACGUCUAUCAGCGUGUGGAGAUCCUAGAGACCGGCACCCAAGAUCCCAAGAAAAUCACAAAGUGGGUUGCUGAUGGAUCGCCGACACAUUCAAGCACUCCCAUUAAAAUUGAAAAUGCCUUGCAAUUUGUACCGAAGAACACAGAUCCCAAGGAGUUCAAGUUGAAACAACAACAGAUCAAAGAUUACAGAAGAGCGGAUAAAAUAUCUGCGGGGCCACAAUCAUAUAUAUUAGAUACACUAACAUGGGAAGAAGCCAAAAAAAUGCAAGAUGCUUCCUUGAAUCAAUCUGGAGAUCAGGUUGUUCUGAUGGGAGCAGCUUCGAAAGGUAUAAUCCAAAGAGGACAUCAGCACAAUGCUAUGGUUUAUAAGUCACCCUAUGCUAAAAACCCGUUUGACUCAGUCACUGACGAGGAAUUGGACGAAUACAAAAAGGUUGUAGAGAAGAAAGUGAAAGGCGAUUAUGAUACAGAUUAUAGUGAAUCAGAAAUGUCGUCGGCCGCCAUAAAUAAGAGAAUGGACAGUUUGCAUCACAGAUCUCCUACGAGUGAAACAGAAGAGGAAAGUAGAGAUGAACCUCAAGUUUUACGGAUAGAAACCACUCAAGCACCUAGACCAAGUCAGCCAGAAGUUGUAUUAAGCGACGGUAAGUUUUCAAUGUACAAACUAAAAAAUAACCCAGAAAACAACAACAUUUACCGAACUAACAGUCAUCAUGGUCUUCCAAAAGGAUCAUUCCUUCUUCCUAAUCCUGUUCAUUUUCACAUUGCACAUGAAAAGCAAAUAGCACUCCGUAGAAAGCCUCAUAUAACCUCGCUUUCACCAUUCAAUUGUUCCACUGGAUAUCUGUUUAACCACAAUAGAUUAAGAAGCAAUUCUAAACCAAUCGUAACUGUUAAUUUUGACAACACCCAUUCAGUCUCCUUGAAUAUACCAAUUGAAAUACUUAGAGGUUUCAUACUUCCAUUUGCGACUGCCUUGAAUUUGACGAAAUUGCCUAGUUUAAAUUCACAAUCUUCUCAAACUACCUACAUGAGUAACUUCCAGCGAAUGAGGCCAAAUAAAUCGGAAUUACAAAGAGAUUAUACUCCGUUAGUUUUCGAAAAAAGUGAGAUUUAUGAGGGAGAUGCUGAUAAAACUUCAUCUUUCGAAGCUCAGAUACUAAAAAAGAUGCAAAUCAAAAUCAUGGAUAUGUCCAUUGAUUCCAAUACUUCCGUUUAUGGUUCCAAAAAUACAUCGAGUUCUUCCAGCUAUGAGAGAAAUGAGGAGGAUGUGGAUAGUGACAAAAGUAUGUGCGAUUUUAGCUUUUAUUGUCACAGCGCAGAAGAUGAGGAAAAAGAUAAGGCCACACUGAUUUCACAUGAAAGAGAAAUGAUUCUUCUUUCAGAUGUAGAAAUUAUUGAUGAGAGUGACAGUUCAGACAAUACAUACUAUACUUGCCCUAAUAUUAAUUUGAUAGAAGAAAUGCCUUUUUAUAGUAUAGAUGACAGUGAGUUACAAAAUCUUUUGAAAGAAACGCCUCUUUAUUCAUUAAACGUUCAAGAAGAUGAAUACUGUAACAUGUCGAAUACAAAUAUAACAUUAUCUGAUGAAGAAUUCAUAGAUGAAGCAAUAGAAAAAGUUCUGGAAAAUAUUGAAGGAUCCAUAAGCAAUCUACCAGAGAAUAGUUCAGAAAUAAGUGCACAAGUGCCAGAUUAUACUGAAUAUCCGAAAGAAGAAAUCCACAGGAUUUUAUGGAGAAUUUCCGAAGCUUCUAACGAAGACAAACAAAGCACAAUAACAAAUGUUUCCGAGGCUUUUUCAGAAGAGAUCGAUGUCAAGAAUAACACUUUCAUCAUAGAUGACUAUAAAGAGUUAGAAGAGAUGUUUGAUACAUUUGACUUGGACAGAAAAAGUGACGAGAAUAGAGAAAGUGAUUCAGAGCACAAGAACUACCCAUCUGUCGAGAAUUAUAGAAACGAACCGGAAAAUGAAGUUGAUGGAGUAGUUCAGGAGUUGAGUGAAGAUGAAGGAAUAGAAGACAUCACGCCUCAAAAAGUCGAUAAACCUUUAUGCAGCACAGAAACUCAACCCAUCGAUGAAAAAGUGAAAAAAUUGUCAGAUAUUAUAUAUGAGUAUUUACAGCAGCAAUGUUUCGAAAUACGUGAAAUAGUUCUAUUUCCCGAAGUGCUCCAUGAUCCCAACCUCAACAAACUAUUAGCUCGACUUAAAACCAUGUACGAUGACUUCUACUCUGAUAGAUUAACCAAUGAGGAAAAGAACGAACUGAGGUUAAGUAUUAGUUCUAGUAUAUUGAAUCGUCUUGAAGUUGAUGAAAAUGUCCAGAAUGUGUCGAAUGACUCCAGCAUACUGAGCAUGAUAUCUGAUAAGAUAUUUUCGAUAACCGAGUUUGUCUCAGACAUUUUAGAUAAUUUUUUCAACCUUAUUAGUUGUUUUGUUGUUAAGGAAGAUAGCAAUGGUGAAAACUUUUUAGAAUUCACCAAACCCUUCAGGGACUCUAAUGGCAAUGUUCUCCAUUCCACACCCGAAUCUCCAUUGAAUAUAUCGCAAAUUAUCAAUGACGAAGAUGUUGCUCCAGAUCCAGAAGUAGGUACUCCUCAAAAUAUUGCAGAUGUAUCUGGUGUUGCUGUUACAUCUUUCAAAAAGAAUACCUCCAAGAAGUCUGGCGCUGAAACUUUUUGGAUAUCCUGUUAUUCUAGUCCUCAAGAAGUCGAGAGUAUUCCAAGGACUCCUAGACGUAUUGUGAAUGUUGACGAGAUCCCUCUCAGACCACCUGAAGAUUUGUUGAACGUUAGUUCUUCUUUAUAUUCUAUAAAGGAAGAGCCUAGAUGUAACUUAUUCCUGAACUAUGAGGAGGAAACUGAAACUGAGAACUUGAAGAAUCCUUGCAUGUCUGAAACUGCCCUAGAUGAUAUAUUAGCAGGCGGGGAUGGGUCGUACCUGAAUUUUGACAAACCCGAAGUCAACGUUGUUCUACAUAACGAAGUUAAAUUUUAUAGGAUUAGUUCUUUUGAUACUGUCUCUUAUAUCAAAGCUGACAGUGUAACCUUACGAAAAAGUAAUGAAAGCGUAGAGUCUUUUUAUUCUGUUGAGGAUAGUAAUGACGAAGGAGACUGGAUGGGUUAUGAAAUGGCACAGUUUUAAAUAUAAAUAUGAUUUGAUAUUAUGUUUUAAUGAGAGUUUUAAGUGUUGAGUUUUUAAUAUUAUGUUUUCUAUAUUUCUUGUUUUUGAAUAAAUUAUGUAAUAUAAAAAGGUUCUUUGGAGCCAUUUCAUUCUGAGAUACAUUUAAUUUAUUCUUGAAAAAUUGAUCAAUCGUUCUUCUAUUUUAUAUUAGAAAAGUGGAAUCUAGUCACUUUUGUGUUUUGUUUUAUUUUAUGUCUGUUUGUUACACAUUAACUAGUUUUAAUGCUCCUGGCAUGGGUUUUUAUCGAGGUAGUUCUAGUAAUUGUAUUGGUUCUCGAUGGAAUUUAGUAACGUGCCUUCAAAUAUAUUUUCUUCAUUAACUUUA